Gongylonema pulchrum is the source of this 438-nucleotide messenger RNA. Lineage: Eukaryota; Metazoa; Nematoda; Chromadorea; Rhabditida; Gongylonematidae. The record is from the annotation of a GenBank genome assembly.
GUUAUUUUGCGCGCAAUAGAUGGCUCCAUAAAGUCAAUGGGUGCGUCAAGUGUGGAGCUUUUGGAAAUGAUUGAAAAUUGUCCACCGGGCGCAGAAACACUGGCAGCCAGAGUUGUUCACCUACUCACCGAGCGAAAUCCACCAACUCGGGAACUUGUAUAUCGAACAAGUAAACUGUACGCGAAGGGAAGAACUGAUGUUCGCACGAUGAUUCCCGUUCUCACUGGACUUGAUAAGGACCAAAUAUUAAACAUUUUGCCGAAAUAUGUUCUUGUGGCAUCGAAUCAGAAGUCCGUUCCUGUUGUGUUUCAGAAGUUGUUGGCUGGCCGAAGUGUCAAAACGGGUCUUCAUCCGAUGGGUGCUGGCGAGUUGCUUGUUGCACUUCAUAAAAUCAAAACUGCCAAUAAAGAGGAGGAUUCUUUGUUGUGGCAGAGUUAG